Molecule: messenger RNA, 1230 nt
Organism: Stereum hirsutum FP-91666 SS1
Lineage: Eukaryota; Fungi; Basidiomycota; Agaricomycetes; Russulales; Stereaceae
Exons: 1
Source: RefSeq, a predicted model, not a curated record
GAUCAGAAUUUCGUGGACCUCAUUGCGUCUUUGAAAUUGGUUGAUCUCCAGGAGCUUGCUCUUUCUACACGCCGUCUCCUUUCCAUCACAAGUAUCGACGAAAAUCUGUCAUGUUCAUUAGAGCUACCCCCUCUCGAAGGCGGUUUCCACGUCUUCUACAAGGUCUCUUUCUCCGAUGGCGUUUGCUGGGGCAUUCGCAUAGCAUUGGAUGAACGGACGCCCUCUGCGGCUCGUUCCAUGCAGCUCGAUAUCGCUGCCCAACGCUACAUCACUUCUCACACCUCUAUCCCUAUUCCUUCGAUCCAUCACUUCUCCUUGGAUUGCGACAACCCGAUAUCACACCCCUUCACUAUCAUGGAUUUCAUACCUGGUACCCCGCUAUCUAAGUCCUUGGCAAACAAGGAAUGGAUGACGAACACCAAGCGUACCUACAUCUUCGAACAACUCGCAAAGUGGAUGACGGAGCUAUCUUCCCUAGAAUUCGACGAAAUCGGUCCACUCGAUGUCGACCCUACUACCGGCGUAGCACACGUAGUUCCCUUUCCGGAUGGAUCCUCCUUGGUCAAAACUGAACUUGGAGACUCCAGCGCAGUACAGGGUUCACAGCGAGUUGCGCAGAGUGCCGGUCCUUUCUCCUCCACCCAUGCGCUCCUCUCGUAUCAACUCUCCCUCAGACGUCAAACCGAGGACUCUCCCAAGCUUCGUCUACUGCAGCUCUUUUCCACCGCUCUUCUUGAUCCCGAGCUCGACGGUCCUCCUUUCACACUUCGGCCCCCUGACUUCGAGUCCCAAAACGUUCUGGUCACUGACGAUGGCACGAUAACGGCACUCAUAGACUGGGAUGGCGUUUGCACAUGCCCGCGCCAGGGUGGUGCAGCCGCGUACCCAUCUUGGCUCACGACCGAUUGGGACCCUCUUUACUACGGCUGGUACGAGGGGGCAUCAGCAGAGCACAAUGCGAGAUACGACUCACCGGCGGAGCUCGCGAGCUAUCGAGAGAUGUAUCUGGAAGCAAUAGAUCGUGCAUCAGGAGGGAAGCUGACGCACAUAACGCGGAACUCUCACAUAUACGAAUCGCUGAGCAUUGGCGUGGGCUCGCCAGAGACAACGAUUGCGAUGGUAUUGCAUCUGGGGAAGUAUGUUUGGGGUCCGGGGUUGAGUUUUGAUGUCAUGGAUAGGAUAGGGAAUGGUCCGUGGUUCAAUCAAGGGAAAGGUGAAAUUGCACGUGUU